UCCUGCAUUAGCUUCUGAUGGUGGAACUGUAGGAUUAGAAAAGCCUGACAGAUCUACAUCACAAUGUCACAACAUCCGUGGACUCACCCAUCUUGAGUCGAGGCGGGGAAGGCUGUUGUUGGUUUAGCAUCCAAAAGACAGCAGAGAACGUCUCGGCUAUUAGAAGGUAACUGUUAGCAUUAGCAGCUCCACCACACAGCAGAACUCCUCCAGGCUCAUCAGAGUUGCAGAGCAAACAGAGUCAGUGGUGGAGUCAUCUUGUUGUUAGCCAAUCAGAGGGGAGAUGUCCACAUAUCAGGAAAUGAGACUCCAGAUACUGCUGUCUUAGCUCAACUCUGAUUUGGCUUAUUUUAUAGUUCCUAACAAGGCGUUCAUUCCUACUAGAGAUCACUGUAAAUUAAUUAAGAUUUGAGUGAAGUUGACAAAGAAUCGACAAAGAUUGUCAGAGCACACGUAACGUUCCAGGAUGUACUUGGAAUAUCCAGACUUUGAAUGACUUCCAGAAUCCAUUGGUGUAAACCGGCCAAUCAGCACACAGCUCAUUUAAUAUACAUAUCCUGGCUAACUGGGCUGGAUAAAACAGUAUUUUCAUUGUAGGGCUUUAUUAUAGGGUUGUGUCUGGCCCUUUAUCAGGUCUCCUGGGUCAUUUUGAGCCCCAACAAAGUUUCACAACAGUUUCCAAUUGUAAGUAAUAGAACGUUAUUCUAGGACCUCUUUAAGCAGUUUUCAUUUUUGUAAAUGUUGUUUUUCAGCUUAAAAGUUUAAAUUAAACUCAGUCAAAAUCAGUAGCUUUAUUUUGUUAAAACACUUAUAAUUUAGUGUACAUGUCAGGUUUAAAUGGUCCUUUAUUGUCCUAAAGGUCGGUGGUUUCAGUUCUGGUCAUUUGAGCUGACUUCAGGAAAUGUUGAGACCCUCGUAGUAAAUUUAGCAAAAGCUAGCAAACUGAGAACGGUCACCGCAGGGGACUAAUUCCUUUUAUCAUAGCGCUCCAGGACACUCCAAAUCCUCGUCCGUAUACUUGAGUCUUAAACCAACCUGAAGUCUAGACAGACUCUAAAGCUGCGGUAAAAUAUCCCAAUCACCAAGUCAUUUGUAGAAGAUGUUCAAACACGUUUUGUUUUGUUUUUUACCCUAAAGCCUCAUUAAACCCGCUGUAAUUUCGUCAUCCAGUUGCUGUAGUGCACACGCACUCGGUGGUGUUUAAUGUCACAACUGCUGGCGAGUUGGAGGUGUAAUCCAAGCCCAAACUUCUGCAGUGCUGCGAGGAUUAAAGGUUUGAUUUCAGGGCUGGCAUGAACCAAUUAAAGCUUCUUUCAGCACAAGCAAACAUAUGGCGUCAAAGCCGGGCAGCACUAAUCUGCGUUGGAAGACUUCACUCAACCACGAGACUCUAGAAACGUCCCAUUUUUGUCUCCAUAUGACUCGAUAAUGACGAGAGGGCGAAUACGACCACAGAUCUGAUAACAUGGGUCUUUGAAAUCAAUCCAAAGUGCUUUUUUAAAAUUAUUUUUACUUCUCCUUCAUUUAAAAACUAUAAAUGCAUCUGUCAAAUCUUUCCUUUUAUCGUUAUUUAUGGGCUCUCAGGUCUUGAUGUUAACCUUUGUACCAAACGUGACAAUCAGCUCCUUAAUUGUAAAACUUUGUGAUCUGAUAAACCCCUAAAAGGAAUCAUUUAAUCGACCCUGAGCUGAUUGGUUCGUGCAUGCAGACGUUGUGAUGUCACUCCCUUUACAUGUAUGAGACGUCUGAGAGGUGGAAUUCGUUCAGAGACCUUGGAGGCAGAGUUUAUUGGGCUUUCAUGGUUUGUAGAAGCAGUUCUUCUCAGAGCAGAGCGGAGAACGUUCAUGUUUUUAAGUCCAGGCUCAAGACCCGUCUUUUUAGCAACAUUUCAUCAUGGAAUCACGCAGACGUUAGGACUCCAGCUCUGAUUUUUGUAAAAGACACAAGCGAAGGCAGACGUAGGAGAAGCACGCGUCGUUAAACGCAGCGGACUCUGGUGCCGAUGGGCGAGACGGAGGACGAGCGCACGGCUCGGGCCAGCCAGCUCUUUGAGAACUUUGUCCAGGCGUCCACCUGUAAAGGGACUCUGCAGGCCUUUAGUAUCCUCUGCAGGCAGCUGGAGCUGGAUCCUCUGGACCACAGCAGCUUCUACGGCUCGCUGAAAGCAGCAGUCAGCUCCUGGAAGGUCAAAGCUUUGUGGACUAAACUGGAUAAAAGGGCCCAGCAGAAGAUCUACAGCCAGAAUAAAGCCUGCCAGGGCACAAGGAGUCUGAUCAUCGGUGGGGGUCCCUGUGGUCUGCGGACAGCCAUCGAGCUGGCCCUGCUGGGCUGCAAGGUGGUGGUGAUUGAGAAGAGGGACACCUUCUCCAGGAACAACGUCCUCCACCUCUGGCCAUACACCAUCCAUGACCUCAGGGCUCUCGGGGCCAAAAAGUUCUACGGCAAGUUCUGCGCCGGCUCCAUCGACCACAUCAGUAUCCGCCAGCUGCAGCUGAUGCUGCUGAAGGUGAGCCUGAUCCUCGGAGUGGAGGUCCAUGUCAACGUGGAGUUUGUCAAACUUGUGGAGCCUCCAGAGGAACAAACAGAUGACGGCCCCGGGUGGCGAGCAGAGAUCCGUCCCUCCAGCCAUCCGCUCUCAGACUUCGGCUUUGACGUGGUGAUCGGAGCAGACGGGCGCAGGAGCACCUUAGAUGGAAUCGAUUUGGAGAACAUUGUUUACUACAAAGACAACACGCAUUACUUUGUGAUGACGGCGAAAAAGCAGAGCCUGCUGGACAAAGGUGUCAUCAUCAGUGACUAUAUAGAAACCGAACGCCUUCUGUCCGCUGACAAUGUCAACCAGGAGGCGCUGCUUUCCUACGCCCGCGAGGCCGCUGACUUUGGCACAAACUACGAGCUGCCAUCACUGGACUACGCCAUCAACCACUACGGACAGCCAGACGUGGCCAUGUUCGACUUCACCUGCAUGUACGCCUCGGAGAAUGCCGCCUUGAUUAGGGAGAAACAUGGCCACCAGCUGCUGGUGGCUUUGGUGGGAGACAGUCUUCUGGAGCCCUUCUGGCCGAUGGGAACAGGGUGUGCUCGGGGCUUUCUGGCUGCGUUCGACGCUGCGUGGAUGGUGAGGGGCUGGGCACAGGGAAAGAACUCUCUGGAGGUUCUGGCAGAGAGAGAGAGUAUUUACCGUCUGCUGCCUCAGACCACUCCGGAGAACAUCAGUAAAAACUUUGAGCAGUACUCCAUCGACCCAGCUACCCGAUACCCCAACCUCAACUCCAGCUGUGUGCGUCCUCAUCAGGUGCGUCACCUGUUCAUUGGCGGCCAGCAGAACUCGGGUCUGGUUGAAAAAGCAGGACCGACACGAAGAUCCGUUAACUUGGUUAGAAAAGAGUCCGAGGUCCGACCCAGCCGCCUGCUGACCUGGUGUCAGAAACAAACUCAGGGGUACCGAGGGGUGGAUGUCACUAACCUCACGUCCUCCUGGAGGAGCGGAUUGGCCCUGUGUGCUCUCGUCCACCGCCAGAGGCCCGAGCUGAUUGAUUUUGACUCUCUGAACGAGGAGGACGUGGCGAGGAACAACCAGCUGGCUUUCGAUGUGGCCGAGCGAGAGUUCGGCAUCCAGCCUGUGACGACAGGAAAGGAGAUGGCUGCGAGGGCUGAACCGGACAAGCUGCUGAUGGUCCUCUACCUCUCCAAGUUCUUCGAGGCCUUCAGGAAGUCAUCGCUCAACAACAUUUGUAAAGAAUCAGAUGAAAACGGUGAAGAGAAUCCGUCUAAAACCAACCACAGACUUCUGAACCUGCCUCAGCCCAGGAAGAGGACACCCAGGGAUGAGAAGAAACUAGAAGAUGAUUCGGUCAACAAGCGGCGACGGAAAGGCAACAAUUACCUCUCAGAGUUGUCCUGCCAUAGUGCGCCUCCUGCUGGUGAAGAUGGGGAGCUGCGCGAGAACAAGGUCCGCUCCAUGGCCACGCAGCUUCUGGCCAAAUUUGAGAACUCCUCAACAGCAACGCAGUCUGAAGACCCACUCAGUUCAUCUUCUUCUCCUCUGUCUCCUUCCACCCCCUCGUCAUCCUCAGAAGAGGAUGAUGAGGAAAAGGAGGAGGAAGAAUUAAACCCCCGUUUUGCCAAACCCAAAGACCUUCCUCCUCCUCCUCCUCUUCCUCUCCCUCGCCCUAAGUGGCAGCCUUCUGUUUACCUUCGUUUGCUGGAGAAUCCCAAUUCUGUGGUCCAACAGGCCAGUUUCCUUUCCUCUCCUGAACUUUCUCACCACUGGAGCAGCCACAGUCGAUCGCCAUCACCUUCUAAAAGUCCUUUAGGUGCUUCUCGCUCUCCGAGCCCUCUUGCCCCUGAGCUUCAUCUCCCAGAAUGCACCUCUCCCCAUUCCCAUAAUGUUUCUGCUCUCUGUCCUCCGGAUGCUGAUCCGGCCCCUGAGCAGCAGAGGAAAAACCAGAAGUUUUCCACUAGAGAAUUCUCAGGAAAGAGUAUAAAAGAGAGAGCUGUCCUCCUCUCCUCCAUGUUUCAUGGGUCCAAUAAGCCAUCUGCUGCUGGUUCUGGUUCACAGGUGGAACUCUCUGCUCCUCCUCCUCCAUCACCUCCUCCCUCUUUCCCCCCUCCUGCUCCCCUGUCGGAGUGUAAGCAGUCCAGCUCGUACCCGGUGGUCCACCCCGUCCCCGAUCCCUCUGCUCAUGCCAGUUUCUCCUCUGUCCCGUCCAUCUCCCAACAUAAAGAACAGACUCUCAUUCACUCGGCUUUACCUCCAUCAGCUCCCCAUCACUCAGAUUCCCUCACCUCCAGCGAGGAAACGCCUCCUCCCACUCCAUCGGUUUGCUUUGAUUGUUGUGAUGCUGAGCUGAGAAACGAGAGAAUAAAGAAUAGAGCGGAAAACCAGGAAAAGCGCACGAGCGGGGCAGAAAUAGAACGAUCUGAAAAGGAUCAUUUGAAGCGUACUGUGUGCUGCGACGACGAAGGCGCCAGAAAAGCCGUAGUUCGCUCUGAGAGCUGUCCCUCUGCAGCGCCUAGUUACAGUAAAGAGCGCACCGUUGGAAAGGUAUCUUCAGCUAUAGAUGCUAAAGCUCAGAUGCUGGCCAUCCUUUAUGAGACAGACCACAGGCCCGGUGCCAUGCCGUGUGUGGGGCGUAGAGAUGUUGCUGCUGGGCUCGGCGGCAGCGACGUCUGCCACUUCUGCACCAAACGGGUCUACGUGAUGGAGAGACUCAGCGCUGAGGGCUUCUUCUUCCAUCGCGAGUGUUUCCGCUGUGACGUCUGUAACUGCACGCUCCGACUGGGAGGACACAGCUUCGACUCUCGGGAGGUUAAAUUCUACUGUAAGAUGCAUUACGCCCAGCGCCGGUCCAGCUGUCAUCUGGGCCGGUUCAGAAGGAGAACGGAAGACCAAAGCAGCAUCAAACCCUCGUCUCUGGACGGCGGGAUCUACCCCUCCACAGGCGGCGCCCAACCUACAGGUGGAGCGUCCAGCCUGCAGGCGGAGCGGCUCUGUAAAGGUCAGAGGAUCAUUCCUGGAGAUGCAGAGAUGGCUGUGGAUGCUCUGGAGGCUUCCUGCAUAAUCGGCCCUGCAAAGGAGGAGGGACAAAGCCCGGACAGUACCAAAGGGCUCUCUAGCACCAAACACGGUAAUCGAUGGAAACGAAAGAUCCGCACGACCUUCCCUCUGAUAUUCAACAAACACAAACAAGAGACGGUUCCAGACUCCGCCCAAGCCGCCUCCACUGGAAAACGAGCCGACUCCAAAUCAACAGCAGAGGCCAAAAACCCCUCGGAGGGCAGCGAGAGGAAAGAUGAGCAAUCAGCGGCCAUAAAGUCGGCCUCCAGCGCUCCGAGGAAGCGCCUAGUCCUAACCCAGUCUGAUAAGGAGAAACUUCUGAACUGGGAGCUGAAACCAGAAGAAACUUCCACAAAUUCACCCCAACAUGAAAAGCAGGUUCAAGCAGAAGCCGAUGAGCUUCAGACGAACCCAAGCCAGGAUGGAACGACAUCCCAGAGCCAAACCUCGGCCUUUCAGGUCUUAGCCAACGCCUUCAGGAGGACGUUCAGUGGGAGCGCUCAGCCCAGCAGCUCCAAGACCGCUGUCGUAAUGAGACCCAAACGCGACGGCCUUUCCAAACGGAGGCCAGUGUCCGAAGGAGCGUUUGGCUUUAACUCGAAACUCAGCAACGUGGUUCAAAAUUCCUCAGAGGAGGAGAGGAGGACCAGUGUGCACGACGUCCGGUGGGCGUCUGUGAGCACAGAUCCGUGGGGGGCGGGCAGAGACCUGCCAUCCUUGUUGCAGCAGGUGUCCCUUAAUGGUCAGAGAGACCCUGAAGGAGUGUUUUCACACACCGCGAACCCACGCAGCAAAAGGCUCGACUUGUUUUCGUCUCUUCGGCUCAGAAAGAGGGACGUGCCAAAGGGCGAAGGGAGCGACCAGGAGGUCCAAAAAGAAAUCAGGACGUUCCUGUCUAACCUGAGAAACAAAGCCUCUAGCCAGCAGCAUUUGGAGGAGCUGUCGUCAUCAAGUGAUGAGAAUGAAACUCCGACAUCCAGCCUCAAGAUCUCUUCAGAGAAACAAAAGAAGAAGCAGGAAAAGAUGGCCGUCCAGCAGGCUAAGCGAGAGCAGCUGAAGAGGCUUCACAGAGCCCAGAUGAUCCAGAGGCAACUGGAGGAAGUUGAAGAGAAGCAGAGAGAUCUGGAGGAAAAAGGAGUGGCAAUAGAGAAGACCAUAAGAGCCGAAGACACGCCUGAGAUGGACGAUCGUGACGAGGCGCAGCUCUACCAGGCCUGGUUUCAGCUCGUUUUAGAAAAGAACCGACUGGCACGCUAUGAGUCCGAACUCAUGAUCUUUGCCCAGGAGCUUGCACUGGAGGACACCCAGAGCCGGCUGCAGCAAGAUCUAAGAUGCCGAAUGGUAAUUGAAGACACAAAGAAGAGUGCAUCUGAGCUGCAGGAGGAGCAGGAGAUCCUGGUGGAGAUCAUGAGGACGGUGGAGAAGCGGGACAUGUUGGUUUCCAUCCUGGAGGAGCAGCGGCUGAAGGAGAGGGCUGAGGACAAGGACUUGGAAAGCCUGAUCUUAUCUAGAGGCUACGAGUUUCACUGGGCUCACGGGAGCGACAGCUGAGAACUGGAGAAGCUGGAGUGAGGGAUGACAAUUGGGUGGAUUUCCAGCUGCAAAUCUUGAUGCUGAUGCUCACAUGCUGAAUCUGGAGACCUGGGGAGAAUGAAGAUUGAGCUUCUGGUCUCUGUUACAGAGCUAAAAACACUGGAUCUCUUGUGAAAAACUGACUUAUUUUUUACAGUAAAGCUUCACUGGAGAGCAUUAACAUGACUCAGCACUUCAUCUGAGGUGGGCUGUGCUUUGCACAACGUGAAUUGUUUUAAGUCUUUAUAAUAAUUCCUUAAAAUGUUUUAUAUAAAUCACUGUCCUUCACUGUGCAUCUGACUGUAAUUUAUUCAGCGUAUUUGAUGCAAUUUCACUGUUUUUGGAACACUGUAAAAAAGGUGUUUUUGCACCAAUAUGUCACCUUCCUCGUGAGGGGGUUGAAAUGUGUUCACUUUUAAUCCCUGCACAAAUCUCACGGCCUUUAAAUACAUUGUUCACGUUGGAAAUGAUAAAACACUAAAAGUAAUUUAUGUCACACUGGAAUAAACAAAUACAUAUGUCUGUCAGUUUUGCUGCUGUGAGUUUUUCAGAAUGAACUCUUGAUUAAAAAUGAACAUUUUUGCAUAUUGUAGUAAUGAUUUGCUCCGUUUAAUAAAUACUGAUGUGAUGUUAUCUCAUACAAAACGGAAGGUUUCAAACAACAAACGCAAAAGAACUAAAUAAAGAUGCAACUCACAAAAAUAAA
Molecule: messenger RNA, 7838 nt
Organism: Nothobranchius furzeri (turquoise killifish)
Lineage: Eukaryota; Metazoa; Chordata; Actinopteri; Cyprinodontiformes; Nothobranchiidae
Source: RefSeq, a predicted model, not a curated record